Capsella rubella is the source of this 2400-nucleotide messenger RNA. Its product is annotated as cation/H(+) antiporter 9. Gene Ontology annotation, cellular component: endomembrane system; membrane. Bases 1 to 2400 code for a protein of 799 amino acids. Gene Ontology annotation, biological process: proton transmembrane transport; regulation of pH. The transcript has 4 exons. The record is from RefSeq and is a predicted model, not a curated record. NCBI's taxonomy places the organism in Eukaryota, Viridiplantae, Streptophyta, Magnoliopsida, Brassicales, Brassicaceae. Gene Ontology annotation, molecular function: antiporter activity.
AUGACUGAUUCUCAAGCAGUAUCUCAUGAUGCGCCUUGGCCGCCUCUUCGCCACGGUCAAGUUUGUUACGGAGCCACUUUUUUCAACAUCUCUUCUGACGGAAUCUUCGAAGAACAUGAAACUCCGACUGUCAUCUUCGGAUAUGCAUUGCCUCUCCUUGAGAUUCAAGUCCUUCUCGUCUUCGUUUCCAUCGCCUUAUGUCAUAUGUUCCUUAGACGUAUUGGCAUACCACAGUUCGUCUCCCACAUGCUUGCCGGUUUGAUUUUGGGACCUCAGCUAUUUGAUCUGGUGGAGUUUUCAGCGGAUAGGUUAUCGUUAGACGUCCCAGGAAACGUAGCUUUGGAAGGUAUGGGCAGGUUUGGGUUGGUAAUGUUCACGUUCUUGAUGGGCGUGAAGACCAACAAGAGAGCCGCGUUUCACAUCAAUAGACGAACGAUCGUGAUCUCUGUUACGUCCUUUAUCGUGACUAUGACCAGCGGAUUAGCUUUCAGAAACUUUCGUAUCGACAAGGUCGACCCUCUUUAUAUGCCUCUGAGGCUGGCCCCAACAGAACGUACCGUGAUUUCAGCGGUUCAGGCAUUAACGUUGUUACCUGUCAUAACCCAUCUCGUAUAUGAGCUCAAGAUUCCAAACUCGGAGCUCGGCCGCAUGGCCAUAUCUAUCGCAGCCAUCAACGAUCUCCUUGGAUUUAUCAAUCUGAUAGGCGUCUCCUACGUUGGAACAUACAGGUACGUAUCACCCAGCAUAGCCAACCGCGAUAUAUUGGCAAUGAUCAUCCUAGUCCUUGUGAUCGUGUUCAUUGUCAAGCCUACAGCACAACGAAUAGUUGAUAAUACCCCAGAAGGCAAGGCCGUGCCGAGAAUGUAUUUAUACGCAACAAUCAUGACAGCAAUCGCAGCGAGUAUUUACUCAGAUUUUUUCAACCAAAUGCAUGUUCUAGGAGCUUUACUGGUUGGGAUGGCGAUACCAGAUGGUCCUCCUCUGGGAUCUGCAUUAGAGGCCAAGUUCGAGAGUUUGGUUACAAACGUAUUUUUCCCUAUUUCAAUCACAGUCAUGACGAUGAAAGCUGACGUUUUAAGGGGAUUGAAUGCGUUGGAUGACAUUUCCUUUAACAUAGUUCUUGUGCUUUUCACAUUGGUCGUGAAAUGGACGGCCUCUUUUGUACCUUGCAUGUUCUGCAAGUUACCUAUCAAAGAAUCUGUUAUCCUCGCUACUAUGAUGAACUAUAAGGGUUUUGUCGACUUAUGCUUCCUCGAUGCCGCUGUUAAAAAAAAGAAUUUGACGCAAGCAACGUACACGUUCAUGAUUAUUUACGUGCUACUAAACGCGGGGAUUUUACCUACGAUUAUCAAGGCACUAUAUGAUCCAAAGAGGAAAUAUAUUGGAUACGUUAAGAGAGACAUUAUGCAUCUGAAAUCAAACUCAGAUCUCAAGAUUGUAACUUGUUUGCACAAACCAGACAACAUAUCUGGCGCGAUCUCGUUGCUUCAAUUGAUUUUGCCGCCAAACCACGAGAACAAAGACAGAGGAGUCAUUGCUGUCACGGCGUUACACCUAGUGAAACUCGUCGGACGUAGUUUUCCCGUCUUGAUACCUCACGACAAGCGGUCUAAAACACGACUGCUUCAAAACUCUUAUGUCCAAACAAUGAUGCUCGCAUUCACCGAGUUUCAACAAGAAAAUUGGGAAUCUAUGACCGUUAAUUCCUUCACAGCUUAUUCUCACGAGGAUCUAAUGGAUCAAGACAUUUGCAAUCUUGCUUUAGACCAUCUCACAUCGAUGAUCAUCGUCCCUUCUGGACGAAGAUGGUCACCUGAUGGAUUAUAUGAAUCUGACGAUAUUAUGAUCAGACGUGUGAACACUUCUCUCCUUGAACGAGCUCCUUGUUCUAUCGGCGUACUUAAUUACCGAGGAUAUCAAAAAGGUAAGAAAAAGACUAAUAGUACCAUCAACGUCGGUGUAAUCUUCAUUGGCGGUAAAGACGAUCGUGAGGCGCUCUCGCUAGCGAAAUUGAUGAGACAUAAUCCGAGAGUACGUCUCAAUGUGACACGAUUUUUAUCUGGUAGAGAACCAGAUAAGUCCAAGAAUUGGGAUUACCUUAUUGAUGAUGAGGUAUUGAAUGAUUUGAAAGCAACGUAUUCCACCGUAAAAAACUUUUCCUACGUGGAGAAGAUAGUCAACAGUGGACCCGCAGUGGCCACCACCGUUAAUUUGGUGGCGGAAGACAAUGAUUUGAUGAUUGUAGGGAGAGAUCACGAUGAUGAUUCACUGGAUUUCAAGGGGUUGGCAGAGUGGAUGGAGCUUCCCGAGUUAGGAGUCAUCGGAGAUUUGCUUGCGUCAAAAGAAUUAAGAACUAGGGUUUCUGUUUUAGUAGUACAACAACAACAACAACAUGAGUGA